This is a messenger RNA of Naegleria gruberi, 1017 nucleotides long. RefSeq lists its product as uncharacterized. The coding region runs from base 1 to 1017 and encodes 338 amino acids. The transcript has 2 exons. The record is from RefSeq and is a predicted model, not a curated record. Lineage: Eukaryota; Heterolobosea; Eutetramitea; Acrasida; Naegleriidae. Gene Ontology annotation, biological process: cyclic threonylcarbamoyladenosine biosynthetic process. Gene Ontology annotation, molecular function: ubiquitin-like modifier activating enzyme activity; tRNA threonylcarbamoyladenosine dehydratase activity.
AUGAGUGAACAUAUAUCCAUUACCGAAUCGAACAAUAGUACAUCAACAGAACCAACUAAACCAUCAUCUGAUGUAGCAACUGUUGGUUUAGAUCGUCCAUACACUACUGCAGAAGCUUUCUGUAGAAAUAUUGGACUUGUCUCAAAAGAAGAACAAGCAAAGAUUGAAAGAACUUGUGUUGCAAUUGCUGGCUGUGGUGGUGCAGGUGGAGGUUAUGCAAGCGCAUUGGCUAGAACAGGUGUCAGUAAUUUCAAAUUUGCUGAUUUUGAUCACUAUGAAUUGGUCAACUUUAACAGGCAAUAUGGUGCGACCGUUAAUUCAAUUGGCAGAAACAAGGCAAUUGUCACAUCUGAAAUUGUGCUUGCCAUUAAUCCACUUGCCAAAACUAAAGCAUUCACCAAUGGUAUUGAUGAAAGUAAUAUUGAUGAUUUCCUUGAUGGUGUAAAUGUUGUAAUGGAUGCACUCGAUCUGUUUGCACCAAGAACCAGACGUUUACUCUACAAACAUGCACACAAGAAGGGAAUUGCUGUGUUUACUGCUGGUCCAAUUGGUUAUUCAUGUGCUUGGCAAAUCUAUCUUCCAACUGGUCCAACAUUUGAUGAUUUCUGUUGCAUGAAUGAUAGUAUGAGUGAUGAGGAUUUGAUAGUUAGACAUUUAAUUACAGCAGCACCUGCUGGCACUCAUCUGAAAUAUAUGAAAGCAAAGAAUGUUGAUUUGAGUGGACAUGCUGCUCCAUCUCUGGGUCCUGUUUGUACUAUGUUGCAUGGAAUUUUGGUGAUUGAGGUGAUUAAUUUUGUGACAGGAAAGAAGCCAAUUAAGGGUGUGCCACAUUAUUUCCAAUUUGAUAUGAUGACCAAUCAAUUCAAGACGGGCUAUUUGAGAUGGGGAAAUAGAAAUCCAAUUCAAAAGCUGAAGAUUUGGUAUCUCAAUAGAUUAUUGGAAAAAGGAAAGAAGGAAAGAGCAUUGGAAACUAAACAACCAAAGGAUACAGAAAAGGAAACUGAAUUGAAGGAAUAA